This is a messenger RNA of Suhomyces tanzawaensis NRRL Y-17324, 372 nucleotides long. It is a transcript of the gene ATP20, whose product is annotated as F1F0 ATP synthase subunit g. Gene Ontology annotation, molecular function: proton transmembrane transporter activity. Bases 1 to 372 code for a protein of 123 amino acids. Lineage: Eukaryota; Fungi; Ascomycota; Pichiomycetes; Serinales; Debaryomycetaceae. Gene Ontology annotation, biological process: proton motive force-driven ATP synthesis. The record is from RefSeq and is a predicted model, not a curated record. The transcript has a single exon.
AUGUCAGCUAUCAUCUCCAAGGCCACCAACGUCGUCAACGGCUUAGUCACCAAGUCUACCCAAGUUGCCAACUCCGCCCUUUACUGGACCAAGGUCGGUGCCGAAGUCGGCAAAGUCGUCUACAAGAAGGAAGGGUUGGCUCCACCAUCAGGACAACAAUUCCAACAAUUGUACCAAAACGCCUUGAAGUUCGUCCAAUCUCCAGCACAACAAAAGGAGUUCCUCUCCAAGGCUGCCCAAAUUCAGCCAAACAAAGAGACUGCUGUUAAGGCUGCCGUUUACGGUACCCAAUUAUUGGCUUUCUUCUCUAUUGGUGAAAUAAUCGGUAGAAGAAGCAUUUUCGGCUACCCAUCUUCCGGAAGCCACCACUAG